CACGCGCGACUCGGCGCGUCGGCGGGCGGGGCCGUGGGACUUGUGACGCCGCCGGCUGCGGCUUGUGACGCGGCGGCCUGCGGGGACGGAAGCGGCCGCCCCGCCCCGGCCCGCCCUCUUCCGCUGCUGGCCGUGGGAAUGGAAACAUCUGCCCCACGUGCCGGAAGCCACCUGGUGGCGAAGGCCGCGCGCCUCCCCGCGUCCUCCCGCGCCGAGCCUCCGCGCGUGUCCUCGCGAGACCAGCUCACCGACAUGGCCGCGUCCAGUCAAGGAAAGUUUGAGGGAAAUUUUGAGUCACUGGACCUUGCAGAAUUUGCUAAAAAACAGCCAUGGUGGCGUAAGCUGUUCGGGCAGGAAUCUGGACCUUCGGCUGAAAAGUAUAACGUGGCAACGCAGCUGUUAAUCGGAGGUGUCACUGGAUGGUGCACGGGGUUCAUAUUCCAAAAGGUUGGAAAGUUGGCUGCAACAGCUGUGGGUGGUGGAUUUUUUCUCCUUCAGCUUGCAAACCAUACUGGGUACAUCAAAAUUGACUGGCAGCGAGUAGAGAAGGACAUGAAGAAAGCCAAAGAGCAGCUGAAGAUCCGGAAGAGCAACCAGAUACCUACCGAGGUGAAGAGCAAGGCUGAGGAGAUGGUGUUGUUUGUGAAGAAGAAUGUUCUAGUGACUGGGGGAUUUUUCGGAGGCUUUCUGCUUGGCAUGGCGUCUUAAGGAGGAUGACUUCCAUUGUUGCUGUUUUUUUCCCAGCCAGCAGCCUCUACACUCCAUCAUAGGACAUCGAGUCUCUCCUCUUUUCUCUUAUCCCAUGCCUUCUUCCCUGCCAUGGCAAAUCUAAAUGGCUUCUGUAGGCAUCUGUUGGUCAAGUUAAUAUGACCCUACCGUGAGCUUGAUGGCGGUGGAAGAGACAAUAGGCAUUAGCUCUCCUCCCAGCACACUCCCAAUUUGGUCAGUCUGUAGGUCAGCAAGAAUGUUCCUUUUCCCCCUCCAUAAGGUACUUAACAGAACAUGUUGCAAGAUGGCUUCCUGUGGAGGAUGAGUUCUUCCUCGAAGGUUGUCCGAAACCGUUGAUUUGGAAAAGAAAGAAGCACAUAGGUACCUUAUUAUGUGCUGCAUGGAAAGGAACUGAAUACAUUUGCCUUUAAGCAUGAAAGA
Messenger RNA from Carlito syrichta (Philippine tarsier), 1149 nucleotides. It is a transcript of the gene FUNDC2, whose product is annotated as FUN14 domain containing 2. NCBI's taxonomy places the organism in Eukaryota, Metazoa, Chordata, Mammalia, Primates, Tarsiidae. The coding region runs from base 139 to 708 and encodes 189 amino acids. Gene Ontology annotation, biological process: autophagy of mitochondrion. The transcript has 5 exons. Gene Ontology annotation, cellular component: mitochondrial outer membrane. The record is from RefSeq and is a predicted model, not a curated record.